Molecule: messenger RNA, 2966 nt
Organism: Pogoniulus pusillus (Red-fronted tinkerbird)
Lineage: Eukaryota; Metazoa; Chordata; Aves; Piciformes; Lybiidae
Gene: CDKL2
Product: cyclin dependent kinase like 2
Exons: 13
Coding region: 150-1814 (554 amino acids)
Biological process (GO): protein phosphorylation
Cellular component (GO): nucleus
Molecular function (GO): protein serine/threonine kinase activity; ATP binding
Source: RefSeq, a predicted model, not a curated record
CGCUGCCCCGGCAACCGUGCGGGCAGCCCGGGCCUGUUGCUGCGGGGCGGCAGCGCGACCCGAGGCUCCGGCAGGGCCCGGUCCCUUCCGCCUGCCACCGUAAGGCAGCUUUCCUCCUCCUCCACCUCCCGCACAGGGAGACUGUGGCCAUGGAGAAGUACCAAGUGCUGGGCCUGGUGGGAGAAGGUAGCUACGGGAUGGUGACCAAGUGCCGAAACAAGGAGAACGGGCAGAUCGUCGCCGUCAAGAAGUUCCUGGAAAGCGAGGACGAUGCUGUGGUGAGGAAGAUCGCCGUGAGGGAAAUCAAACUGCUGAAGCAACUCAGGCAUGAGAAUCUGGUGAACCUGGUGGAAGUGUAUAAAAAGAAGAAACGGUGGUACCUGGUGUUUGAAUUUGUGGAUCACACGGUGCUUGAUGACCUUGAGGCCUUUCCAAACGGGCUGGACUACAGCAGGGUUCGGAAAUACCUGUUUCAGAUCAUGAGAGGAAUAGCUUUCUGUCACAGCCAUAAUAUAAUACAUCGGGACAUUAAGCCAGAGAACAUCCUGGUUUCCCAGUCAGGAGUUGUCAAGCUGUGUGACUUUGGAUUUGCCCGUACCUUGGCAGCCUCUGGCGAAGCUUACACAGACUACGUGGCAACCCGAUGGUACAGAGCCCCAGAGCUGCUGGUGGGAGACAGCAAGUAUGGCAAAGCUGUGGAUGUGUGGGCUAUUGGCUGUCUGAUAACAGAAAUGCUCACAGGAGAGCCUCUCUUCCCUGGAGACUCAGACAUUGACCAGCUCUACCACAUCACCAAGUGCCUGGGUAAUUUAAUUCCAAGACACCAGGAGUUAUUCUAUAAAAAUCCCCUCUUUUCUGGCAUGAGGUUGCCUGAAGUGAAGGAGGCUGAGUCUCUGGACAAACGAUAUCCCAAGCUACCUGCUGCAGUGCUAGAUUUAGCCAAGAAGUGUUUGCAGAUUGAUCCAGACAAGAGACCAUCCUGUGCUGAGCUCUUGCAGUGUGAUUUAUUUAACAAGGAUGGAUUUGCUGAAAGAUUUACUCAGGAGCUUAAGUUGAAGAUUCAGAAAGAGGCCAGAGACCAUCAGUUACAAAAGAAAUCAAAAAUCAGCAAAGGGGACAAAGAUGGUGUUUUAGAAGAGAGAAAAAUGCUUGCUGUCCAGGACUUCAGCAUCGACCCAAAGAGCAGAGAAACAAAGCCCUUAAAGGUAAAUCGCUCAAAAGCCAAUGCAGAGAAAGCAGACCAAGCCUCCCGCCUGAGCUCCCUCUAUGACAGUGCCAUCAACCCAUUCAAAAUGAGCCCUCAAACCAGCCUCAAAGACUCCAGCAGCAGCUUGGACUAUGCCAAGAACAUUGGCAUAACACUGAUCCCUCCCAUCAACCAGAACUUCUCUCCCACUGCAGUCGGAAUGGGUCAUGUGCCUGGGAACCUUAGUUACAGAGUUGAUGAAAAGAGUAAAAAAUACCUGAACCCAUUUCUAAAGCAACGGAAGCAUUCUCCAGCAGGCCGUUAUAGCGUCAGCUUGACAUCAGUAACUAAUGAAAAAAACAUCCUUCAGGCCAACAGGAAAAAAUGGGAAUUCUCUAAGACAGAUGUGCGUCUGCCAGAGCUAAAUCAUCUUCCUGAACUGAGAGGAGUGGAAGCAUGGCAUCCCAGAUUCCUGAGAAAGGAAAAUAAAACCAUUUUAGAGUCCCGUGUCCCCUCCCUUGCUGCUAUAGACCUCCAUAACCCAAGCUUGACCUCACAGCAGUUACAGUUGUCAGGGACCUUGUUGCCUGAUGCAUUAGAAGACAGCUUCCCCAGGGUUGAGCAUUAGACCUAUGGAGAAUAUCAUACCUGCCUGGGAAAGGUAAAGGUUGCUGCAACAGUAGGGACAACCUGCCUGAGAUUUUCCAGGUGCUAGAGCUGCAAGGUGUCUGCAGGAGAGAGGAGCGUCCCUUGCUCUUGUUGGUGCAGCAGACUGCCAUGGGAAGUGGCUCAGGUCCAGCCUGAGGACAGAGCCUGUGCUGCCAUCGCCGCUGCAUUUCUUGCAUGCACAACACAGCUCCUGAGAUGUUGACUUUCUGGCCUAGGGCCAGGUCUUGUUUGAGGGUGCUUGGAGAAAAAUAGUGGUACGUGGUGUGUGGCAAGGGCAGAAGCUGGUUUGGAGGAUUUGGAAGGAAGUUGGGCUUUGCUUUGUCUAACUGCUGCCCUCAUGAGGGCCUUUUCUUUUUAAAUGAACAGUGGGGAGAGUAGAGAGCUGCUCAAUUUGCAGCUGAGUUGUGGUGGGGGCUGGCUGACCUGUACUGGAAAACACUUUUGCCUUGACAAAAUGUCAGUGAAGAAAAUGUUUGUGCAAGAAAUACAACCUGUAAAUGUUCCCAGCUGUUCCCAGCUGUUCCUUGGACACCCUUGCUAAUGCAAGCAGUGUGACCUCAUGUGAGGUCCCUUUUCCCUCCAUGCUUUCAUCCCCCAGUCUGGGUAGUUGUCUUGCAGGUGUUUAGCUGGGCCUGUUGUCUGGCUGUGCUGGAUGAAGGAAGAAUAUCUGUGUAAAAUGCUGAGCCAGUAGCACUGUGAAUGACUUUGCUGAGUGCUCAGUAGCUCACUGAAGUCAUCAGUCCUUUUAGGUCCCUAAAGGAACCUUGGGGUUCCUUGGGGGGAAAUGAGACACGUGUAAAACUCAGGGGGAGAGAAAAAAUGUCAUUGCUUUUAUCUCAAGACUCUUAGGAGACCUUGAGAGCUGGCUGGACUCAGCUCUGUGGUAUCCCUGUGUCGCUCACAACUCUUCUGCAGCAGCUCAAGGCUGCUGUCACAUCUCACUCCCCCGUGUGAUGUAGUUUUGGAUCUUGUCUUUUCCACAAAACACAGCCUGUCCCAUCCAUGUGCCGUGGCAGAACGCAGGAUGGAUGUCACCAUAUCUCCAGCUCUGUGGCUGUGCUGUGUUUUGACAUGUAUGUUAAAAUCUGUAAAUAAAAGGACAGAUUGCAAA